AUCGAGAGUAACAUUGUGUGACAAAAUUCUCAAAAAGUGAGAUGCCGUCAAGACGCGGGUUCUUGGCGCCCCAGAACACAUUUUUGGAUACCAUAGCAACGAGAUUUGAUGGCACACAUAGCAACUUUGUCCUCGGCAAUGCUCAGGCUACUGGUUACCCUAUUGUUUAUUGCUCUGAUGGUUUCUGUGAGCUCACCGGCUUUGUGCGCGCGCACAUCAUGGGGCGAUGCUGCUCCUGCGAUUUCCUGUACGGCGCAGACACAUCGCAAGAUGAAAAAGACAAAAUCGAGCAUGCCCUGGAACUACGGAUGGAAUAUAAAGCAGAGGUUCACUUGUACCGGAAAAAUGGAACACCAUUCUGGUGUCUGCUGGACAUCGUUCCGAUCAAAAACGAGAAGCGGGAAGUGGUCCUUAUCUUGGUAUCGUACAAGGACAUCACGCGGGAAAGACUCUCGCCCAAUGAGAUUGAAGAGACCGGAGACAAAGAGGCCAAUGGCACGGCCGACCAGUUUAAUGGCACCUCCAAAAUUUCCCGAGGGACUGAUGGCCGUGGAGAGGAUAGCAACAGCUUCAAAUACCAGCGGAGGCGCAGCCGAGCCGUUCUAUACCACUUAUCAGGACAAUAUGAUCGUCAGAAUCGCACCAAGAGCAAGUUACAGCAGUUUAAUCAAGUGACUGGGGACCUCGGGGGGAAAUCGUCCGUGCCAGAGUACAAAGUUCAGGAGAUGAAGAAGUCGCGCUUUGUCAUACUGCAUUAUGGGAUAUUCAAGAUUGUUUGGGAUUGGUUGAUAUUGUUGUGUACGUUUUACGUGGCCAUCAUCGUGCCUUAUAACGCCGCCUUCAUUACCACAGAUGAGAGGAAGACCAUAUACGCUGACAUUAUUGUUGAAUUUCUAUUUGCCAUUGACAUAAUCUUGAAUUUCCGCACCACGUUUGUUAGCACAAGUGGUCAGAUCGUUGUUACUCCCAGACAGAUUGCCUUAAACUAUUGCCGUGGCUGGUUUUUAUUGGAUCUCCUGGCUGCCAUACCCUUCGACCUUCUCUAUGUCUUUGACAUUAAUUUUGCCAAAAUUAAUACAGGAAGUGUUAAGCUGAUUCAUUUGCUCAAAGUCGCGCGCCUCUUACGACUGGCUCGCCUGCUCCAGAAGAUCGAGCGUUUCUCACAGUACAGCGCCAUUGUAGUGGCACUCAUGAUGAUGAUGUUUGCUCUGCUCGCUCAUUGGAUGGCUUGUAUCUGGUACGCCAUUGGCAAACAAGAACUGGACGAUGCAGGAGAGAAUUGGACUGUCGGUUGGUUGUAUGAGCUAAGUGAGAGACUGGAUGAUCCAAUCAGGAACAAGUCGAACCUUCCGUCUUUGAUGAGUUCGUACGUUGCGUCAUUGUACUUCACCUGCAGUAGCCUCACAAGUGUUGGAUUUGGCAACGUCUCUGCCAACACGAAUCGUGAAAAAAUAUUUUCCAUAUGUGCCAUGUUAGUCGGAGCCAUGAUGCACGCUGUGGUGUUUGGUAAUGUGACAGCGAUCAUUCAGCGUAUGUACGCGCGAAGGGCUUCCUAUCACUCAAAAACCAAAGACCUAAAAGACUUCUUCCAUACCUACCACAUUCCUAAACCCUUGAAGCAGCGAAUGUAUGAGUACUUCCAAACCAUGUGGUCUAUGAAUCAUGGGAUAGAUAUCAAUGAGGUGUUAAAGGACUUCCCAGAAGAGAUGAGGGGGGAGAUUAGUUUGCACCUCAACAAGGAAAUCCUCUGCCUGCCUAUUUUUGAGAGUGCCACUCAGGGAUGCUUAAAAUCAAUUUCUCUUCAAAUACGCAGAAACUUCUGUGCCCCUGGAGAAUACCUCAUUCACAAAGGCGAUGCCAUUAAUUAUGUGUACUUCCUGUGUAGCGGAUCAAUGGAGAUCCUGAAAAAGGGAAUGGUCGUGGCCAUUUUAGGUAAGGGAGAUAUGUUUGGCACAGACAUCAAUUUUGAAGACCCUGUAGCGAUGUCAAGUGCGGACGUCAAGUCGCUGACAUAUUGCGAGUUACAGUGUGUCAACAUUAAAGGCCUGGUGGAAGAAAUCGUACAGUAUCCAGACUUCGCGGAGAAAUUUGCGGAGGACAUUCAACAUGACUUGACCUUUAACCUCCGGGAUGACAUCGAGGGAGCAGAAGAGGGUGGUGGAGAAACUGCCAAUAGACAGGUGGAAGUGAUGUUGCCUGCGAUCUCGGAGGACGAGGAGGAAGUGAUAACGAGAGAUGCCGAUGAUGACAUUGGUGACCAUGGCAACCAAGAUUCCAAAGAUCCUGGAACAUCAUCUCCGACGUUGAAGCGAAAAUCCUUGCCAAAUGGUCAUGUGGAUAAUUUGUCUGUCAGAUUUGAAACAAAGGACGAUGGUAACGUGUCGACAUCAAAGCGCUCCUUCUCAGAACUGCGACGAGUGAACUCGGCUAAGACAUACAGAAUUGCACAACGCGAGAGGAAGUUGCGAAACAGCUACACAUCUCCAUCUUUGAAUCAAGCCAUGUUGCGUCGUCAGUCGGCAUCAGAGGAAUCUCUUGCUGUCCAUGAGGUACAUCUAGAGAUGGAGACGAUGCGAACAAGUAUGGAAGGCUUGGAUAAACGUGUCAAUGUCCUGUCACAGGAAGUCUCCAGUAUCGGGAGGGAUGUAAAAACUCUGUUAGAGCUCGUGCAUGGCUCUCCUAUGACGCCAGCCGACUCCGUACUUACGACGCCUUCCUCGCCUCACUGUCGCCCACGUUUUUUCUUCAGCCCCUCGGAACACAGCGAAUCGGUGGCAGAGACGCCGGUAGGUUCACUGUGCAGUAUACACGCUUCCCACCACUUAGGGCACGGCAAUGAGAAUAACUCUCUUCAACCCGGCAUUUUGAAAAAAACUGGCUGGGGUCGUGACAAUGAACAAAGGUCAAGGUCGAUGUCUCCGGGGAAAGCACAGUGCCCGGAACAAAUGUCUAAUCUCAUAUCGUUAGGGAGUUCAUCGAGCGGCGGCAGUGGCGGUGAACAUUUGGACCUGUGCCGUCGCCAUAGUGACAGUGGACCGUGCAACAAUGACGACGAUGGUCAAUCGGACCACUUGGCUCCCAAGAGUGAACUAUGUCGUCGGCAUAGCGACGGAGCAGCGUAUAAAAAAGGUUCUUCCAAAUACAACCAGUCAGAUGACAAGAACGCAGCGGUGAAGUUGGACUCUGGCAUUUCGCUGCAGCACCAAGAAUCUGGGAAAAAUGACGACAGCCCAUGUGAUGAGCACUGUCGCUUGAUUGACAGCCAGCCCAGCCAACCACAGAUCAGCUUACAGCAGAGGCGGAGCAUUUUGUCCAGAAAGAAUAUCAAUGGGCAUGCACCUGUCCAGCGAACUUCACCGCUCGUUCGACCAGACAUUCGACUUCCUGUUCUUCCACAAAUUUUUAUCGGAUCAAGACAAGGUCACCGCGAGGUUUCCAGGACGCAGUCUGCACCUAUGACAUCCACGGAGGACCAACUUGUUCUCGAAACAACUGAUCUCUAG
This is a messenger RNA of Liolophura sinensis, 3503 nucleotides long. RefSeq names its product potassium voltage-gated channel subfamily H member 8-like. Gene Ontology annotation, cellular component: plasma membrane. The transcript is spliced from 16 exons. Gene Ontology annotation, molecular function: voltage-gated potassium channel activity. The record is from RefSeq and is a predicted model, not a curated record. Lineage: Eukaryota; Metazoa; Mollusca; Polyplacophora; Chitonida; Chitonidae. The coding region runs from base 42 to 3503 and encodes 1153 amino acids. Gene Ontology annotation, biological process: potassium ion transmembrane transport; regulation of membrane potential.